Molecule: messenger RNA, 4285 nt
Organism: Rhipicephalus microplus (southern cattle tick)
Lineage: Eukaryota; Metazoa; Arthropoda; Arachnida; Ixodida; Ixodidae
Gene: Fs(2)Ket
Product: Importin subunit beta Fs(2)Ket
Biological process (GO): protein import into nucleus
Molecular function (GO): small GTPase binding
Source: RefSeq, a predicted model, not a curated record
AUGGACUUGACUACCAUUCUUGAGAAGACAGUCUCGCCAGACAAAAAUGAAUUGGAGGCAGCGCAGAGGUACUUGGAACAAGCCGCCCAGACCAAUCUGGCGGAGUUCCUUCGCUCCCUUUCGGAGGUUCUUCAAGGGGCGAACAACAGCCCUGUGGCCCGAAUGGCUGCAGGUCUUCAGAUCAAGAACAGUCUCACAUCCAAGGACAAUGAAUUGAGGACGCAGUACCAGCAGCGUUGGCUAUCCUUUCCCCAGGAGGCCCGCAUGUACAUCAAGAAUAAUAUUCUGAGUGCUCUCGGCACAGAGACAAUUCGCCCAAGCUCGGCAGCACAGUGUGUGGCUUAUGUUGCUGUGGCUGAACUACCUCAGAUGCAAUGGCCAGAUCUUAUACAAGUGCUGACAAACAAUGCAACUAACCCAGCUUCAACAGAAAUGCUUCGAGAGGCCACAUUGGAAGCAAUUGGUUAUAUCUGCCAGGACAUUGAACCAGAGGUGUUGUUGGGCCAAAGCAAUGACAUCUUGACAGCGAUUGUUCAUGGAAUGCGCAAGGACGAGCCAUCGGAGCAUGUCAAGCUUGCAGCAACCACUGCUUUGCUCAAUUCUUUGGAGUUCACGAGAGCCAACUUUGAGAAGGACUCCGAAAGGCAUUUCAUUAUGCAGGUAGUGUGUGAAGCAACUCAGUCAAGCAACACACAGGUGCGAGUCGCUGCUCUACAGUGCCUUGUGAAGAUUAUGUCAUUGUACUACCAGUACAUGGAGCACUACAUGGGGCCUGCCCUUUUUGCUAUCACUAUGGAGGCAAUGAAGAGUGAUAUCGAUGAAGUAGCGUUGCAGGGCAUCGAAUUCUGGUCAAAUGUCUGUGAAGAGGAAGUGGACCUCUCUAUUGAAGCCUCCGAAGCAAGUGAGCAAGGUCGCCCUCCAGCCAGAACAUCUCGCUUCUAUGCCAAAGGGGCCCUGCAGUACCUGGUGCCCAUUUUAGUGCAGACACUCACCAAACAGGAGGAGCAUGAUGAUGAGGAUGACUGGAACCCAUGCAAAGCAGCUGGUGUCUGCCUUAUGCUGAUGGCCAGCUGUUGCGAGGACGAUAUGAUUUCCCACAGCCUGCCUUUUGUACGGGAGCACAUCAAGCAUCCCGACUGGAGGUAUCGAGACGCUGCAGUCAUGACAUUCGGCUGCUUGCUGGAAGGACCUGACCCGGCCAUCUUGAAGCCUCUCGUGGAGCAGGCAAUGCCCACACUGAUUGAGCUUAUGUGCGACCAAAGUGUGGUGGUGCGUGACACAGUGGCCUGGACUAUUGGACGUGUUUGUGAGAUCAUCCCUGAGGCAGUAGUUGCAGAGAACUACCUGGGUCCUUUGCUCCAGGCAUUGGUGAAAGGACUGGGUGCAGAACCUCGAGUUGCUGCCAACGUCUGCUGGGCUUUCAACAGCUUGGCUGAGGCAGCAUUUGAAGCUGCUGACACUCCUGGUGAUGGAUCAGAGCCAGAAACUUACUGCCUGUCAGAAUACUUUGAAGUUAUUGUGUCAAAGCUUUUGGAAACAACAGAAAGGGCUGACGGGGGCCAGGCGAAUCUCCGAAGUGCGGCGUACGAGGCCCUUAUGGAGCUCGUGAAGAACUCUCCACGUGACUGCUAUGUGUGGGUGCAGCGUACAACAAUGAUCAUCUUGGAGCGGCUGCAGCAUGUGCUUGCCCUAGAGGGCCACAUCCAGAGCAGCUCCGACCGGGCUCAGUACAACGACCUGCAGUCACUGCUGUGUGCCACACUGCAGAGCGUGCUGCGCAAGAUGACCCUGGAGGAUGCUCCGAAGAUCUCGGAUGCUGUUGUUGCGGCCCUGCUGCAAAUGUUCAGUUCAAGCAGUGGUCGUGCGGGGGGAGGCGUGCAGGAGGAUGCACUCAUGGCGGCCUCUACUCUUGUUGAAGUUCUGGGUGACAAGUUUGUCAAGUACAUGGAAGCGUUCCGGCCAUUCCUUGCCAUCGGUCUGAAGAACCAUGCGGAAUAUCAGGUGUGCUCAGCUGCUGUGGGUCUGACAGGUGACAUCUGCAGGGCUUUGGGAUCUCAGGUCCUCCCUUUCUGUGAUGACGUAAUGACAAUGCUGCUGGAGAACUUAGGGAACAAUAAUGUGCAUCGCUCAGUGAAGCCUCAGAUCCUCUCAGUAUUUGGUGAUAUUGCCCUGGCCAUUGGACCAGAGUUCAAGAAAUUCCUUGAGAUUGUACUUCAAACAUUGGCUCAAGCCUCUGUGGCUUAUGUUGACAAGCAUGACUAUGAGAUGGUAGAAUACCUGAAUGAGUUGCGGGAAGGCUGCUUAGAAGCUUACACAGGCAUUGUUCAAGGACUCAAGGGAGACCAGAAUUCUCCAAAUGCUGAUGUUCAACUGCUGCUGCCACAUGUGCCACAUAUUAUAAACUUUAUCUCUUCAAUUGCCAUUGACAGUGACCAUUCAGAUACCAACAUCGCCUCGUGUGCUGGACUCAUUGGGGACCUGUGCACAGCAUUUGGUGUUCAAAUGCUUCCCCUUGUCGACACUGAAGCUAUCAGUGAGUUGCUGAGCCAAGGUCGGCGUUCCAAGACCACAAAGACAAAGACACUGGCCUCUUGGGCCACCAAGGAGAUCAAGAAGCUCAAGGGGAGCGCUUCAUGAUAAGUGCCACGUUUGGGCAUGCCACUGUGGGUCCCCCAGGAGGGUGCGUGCCUGGCACUCGUGUCACCCCUGCCUGGAGUGGCGGCCCCGUCUCUUCUCUCUGUCUCAAAUCCGUGGCUGAAAAAGUGCGACGCAAGUGCAGUGCAUGGUUGAUGGGUGUGUGCGGAGGCUGCUCUGGGACACACUACUGCCUCCCCUCCCACCUACAGCAGAUGGCGCCAGGGAAAAGGGGGGCUCCGGGACACAUGUUGGCCACACAAGGAGGACGAGGAGUCCCUCCUGACAGCUGCUCUCUUCUAGACCUUUCUAUGCUGCCCACCAGCCUCUGCCUUUCCACCGCCAUCCCCCCUCUUUAUUUUUUGUUGUGUUACUGCCAUUUAACCAAUACUUCUUGUUUUCGUAAAUGCAGGACUGUGUACAUUACAGUACCCUUCAAAGCUGCUCACUCAACUCAAGUAGCCGGCCAUGUUGUGCUUUUCCUUCUGCUGCUGGUGUGAUUGCAUUCCUCUGUCAGCAGGGAAGUAGAACGCCCUCUGAAACAUGGAAGGUUUCAAAUAGUUCCUGAUCUGAAAUUAUGCACAUUGAGCGAAUGGCUAAACAAGGUCUAGCCAACAUGGUGUAGCCAUUGGUGCAGGAAGGGUGCAACAUGUGCAGGCUAUGGAGGGUGCGUGGCGGUGGUGAGGGAAAAUAUUUCCUACUUCUGAUGGAGACAAUAGUCACUAUUGCUCCUUCACCAAAGAGAGGAAGGGGGGGGGAAAUAAUAAAAUAAAAAAUACUGCUCAGAGUCACAAACGAGCAGUGACACCAGGGUGUUUAUCCUUGCAGCAGUGUGUAACCACCUUCCGGGCAGCUUGAAUGGUGCGCACAUGCAAGUAGUGUGUGUGGUAAGUCAGGCCAUCCUUAUGUUGCUUGCAACAUUCCCUUUCUUGCCCUCUCAGAGCAUCUACGUGUUCAGCUUAGUGUUGCUUUGCUCCUUGUCCGAAGUGUGUGUUCUUUCUAAAUCAGCUUCAAAGCACUCUAGCUUAUGUUUCUAGUUUGCAUUUUGUUGAGUAGCUCAGGGGAAACAAAGUAAUGUAAUGAUGAGUCAAUUUGGCAAGUGCCUUAACCGAGAUGCCAUAGGCAAGAGUCUUAACAGUGUUAUCAUAAUUACAGAUUAGGCAUAUUACAAAGAAACAUAUUGGCAGAUUUAUUGCAUGAUUUUCUUGUAAUUGGGCUUUUCUUUGGUGCUGAGCACUGUUUUAGUUUCACAAUCGUGUUUGAAGCCCAUCAUUUCCAGCAUGUCACCUUUUUGAAUCUUUGUGAAUUGUCUCCCCCGUGGUUCACCUUGACGAUCUUAUUUCUCCAAUUUGCGACUUCUGUGUAUUUUACUUGCUCUGUUUUCUAUCACUUUCUAGAUAACCCUUCCUGCUCGUCCCUUUUCCCUGUGUGCUUGGGCAAUUAGUUCUAUUUUUAUUUGUACAGUGUUUGUAUUGAAGAGAGGAGGAAAAAAAAACUGACAGCAUUGGUUGUUUGAAAGAAGUCUUUGUGCCCCACGAAAUCUUGUGCAUAUGGGGUGGUUGAACAACUGUUGGCAUACUGGCCCUUGCCAUUCCAACCUCCCUUCUUGGCAGAAAUAAAAAAGAAAGGAUGGAGUCAGUAUCGUUUACUA